Molecule: messenger RNA, 1044 nt
Organism: Lodderomyces theae
Lineage: Eukaryota; Fungi; Ascomycota; Pichiomycetes; Serinales; Debaryomycetaceae
Product: phosphatidylinositol-binding protein
Exons: 2
Coding region: 1-1044 (347 amino acids)
Biological process (GO): endoplasmic reticulum membrane organization
Cellular component (GO): plasma membrane; endoplasmic reticulum membrane
Molecular function (GO): FFAT motif binding
Source: RefSeq, a predicted model, not a curated record
AUGAACGUCUCUCCAAAUGUUUUAGAGUUUACUGGCUCUUUUACCAAACAAAAUACUGAAUACUUGACUUUGUCCAACCCAACGAACCAACCAUUAGCUUUCAAAGUCAAGACUACUGCUCCAAAAUUGUACUGUGUGAGACCAAAUGCCAGUAUCAUUCACCCAGGCGACUCUUUGCAAAUCUCCAUCAUUUUACAAGGUUUUUCUCAGCCAUUACCAGAAGACUACAAAUGUAAAGAUAAGUUUUUACUCGUGUCAGUUCCUGCUCCAGGUAAUGCUGAUCCAGCCAAAGUGGGUGAAUUAUGGUCACAAUUGGAGGCACAAAACAAGUCCGCUGUUGUUUCAAGGAAAUUGAAAGUCAACUAUGUCAUUGGCCCAGACAAGGAUGAUUCAUACAAUGGCGUAGGUGCAGGUGCUGUUGGAGCUGGUCAACAACAACCUCCUCCUCAACAACAGCAACAGCAGCAACAACAGCAACCAGCUCUUUCUCACCAAACCAGUCAAAGCUCUUAUGGAGCCGGUGCCGCAGGUAUUGCAGGUGGAGCUGCUGCAGGUGCAGGUGCAGCUGGACUUAUUGGAAAUGCUCAUUACCAACCUCAAGGACAAGCCAAUGGUGAUGCGUCCUUCAACAACAAACCAUCAUCUGGCGACUUUGGUGGUGUUCAAAACAGAUCCUUCAAUGACACCUCAUCAAUCAACAACGGCUACUCAAGUGGUUAUCAACAACACCAGCAGCCACCACACCAACAAUUGCAACAACAACCAAGCUACCAGUCCCAACAAGGUGGUGGAUUCAACUCUGGCUAUGGCGAUCAAUACCAACAGCAGCAACAAAAUUCACCUUCUGUUCAACGUGAAUUGGAUUCUUUGGCAAGACAAGUUCAAUCUUUGACUGCCAAGUUGGACAGAAAUGAAAGGGCAGCUUCACGUGGUGACGUCUCAUCGUCGUCCAGUGCCGUUGAUUUGACUGCCAACGGUAUUUCAUUACCAGUUGCUUUGAUUUUGGUCUUGAUUGCUUUCCUUGUCGGUUGGUUGGUGUUUUAA